ACCAAACGAGGAGCCCUAGUUUGAUCUCUCUACGUCCUCGGGACCUUGACUAGCUCUGUCGGUGGCACCGGCCCAGCCAAUCUGAGUUUCCGAUCCCCAAUUAGGUUUCGCGAUUUCUCUGCCCCUUUCUGAUUUUAAUCGGUCGAGCAGUGUUUCGAAGUUCUCUUUCCGGGUUUUUGUUGGGCGAUUAGUCGAAAAGAUGAAGGGAAGAUAUCAAAGAGACGAAGAGGACGUAGAUGACACGAAGAGCGCCAAGUUCACGAAGAUGCAGAAGAACAUGAAGAGAUUGGGAGGCGGCGGUCUCUCUCUUGAAACGUUCGCCAACUUGAAGUCGGCGAACGGUCGCUACAAUCCUGCUUUGAUCAAGAAGCAAAAGGAAUUCUACAAGAACGCUAAAUAUGUGAGCAAGUUUAAGAAGACGUUGAAGCAGCAAAAUCCGGAAAAUGACGCGUCCUCGUCUCGUCAAAGAGUCUUUGAGGGCAACAAAGAAGGCGGAGACAGGAGGGAGGUAGAGGUUGAUGAGCAGAAGAGGAGAUCGAAAAGCAAAGUCAGUUUGGAGGAGGUGUACAGAAAGAAACACGAGGAACUAGAGAAAGCGAGGACGGAGAGAGAAGCCAUGAUACAGGCAAAGAAGGAAGCGAGAGAAAAGGCCGAAGCACGGAGGAAAGAAGCGAAGGGGAAGAUGCUGAAAAAGACCAGACAUGGUCAGCCUCUCAUGAAAUACAGGAUAGAGCAUCUUCUUGAAUCAAUCAAGAACUCUUCCGAAAACCAUUGAGACUGAAACAGAACCACAUGACCAAGUCUCUGUCUCCCUGUCGAUACAAUGACGAAGAUUUCAGCAGGAAGGAAGAUGCAUUUGCAUGCCCUUUUGUGAUCCGAGUUCUGGUUGUAGAAGAAGAAGCAAUCCAUUGUUGAAACUGGUAAAUCGUUGUUAUCUCCAGUUAAUUGAGAUGAUACUACUAGGAUUAACAUUUGUAGCAUCUGGUUAGUUUAAGUCUUCGGAACAAAAGAUGUUCUGUCACUGUUUUCUAAGUCACUUGUCAAGAUGUUCAGUUGUAAGAUUCUUUUUUAUGCUUGGCCUA
This is a messenger RNA of Tarenaya hassleriana, 1082 nucleotides long. Its product is annotated as rRNA-processing protein FYV7. The coding region runs from base 200 to 775 and encodes 191 amino acids. The record is from RefSeq and is a predicted model, not a curated record. Lineage: Eukaryota; Viridiplantae; Streptophyta; Magnoliopsida; Brassicales; Cleomaceae. Gene Ontology annotation, cellular component: nucleus. The transcript has 4 exons.